UUCAAUAUCCUCCUUUGGUACAUGUUUCAAAGUGUCACCCCGUUCCUGACCCUGACAGAUACCUCCAGGUCCUGGGCAGCAGCAGCUCAACUCACAUUGAGUGAGUUGAGUUGAAGACAUUAGUCUUUCCAGACACUCAGUAAACACCUUUGUGUCCUUUUUCUUUAGAGGAAGGGGUCUUGCUGAGCUCACCCUGAAAUAUAUCACCCUGGACAAAAGGGCUGAAAGGUUAAGGAGCUCCAGGGGGUGGAUCAGGAGGGAGCUGGGGGCCAGGCACCGGCCAGAACCAAAGCUAUAAAGGCAGAGAGGGGCAAGGGACCGCAUUCGACACGGAUGCUGCAUGUCCUGCCUCACAUCCCACAAACCCUGGGAUAAGAAGAAGAUGCAGGGGCUCCAGUCAUGGCCUUGCUCGUUUUUCCUCCUCUUGGUUCUGCUCUCUGCCAGCGUUCAGACUGUGUCCUUACCAGGACAGAGGCUACAGAUGCUCCUUUCACGGUUGCUGCCUCUGGAGCCCGAGUCCACACUGGCCGAAGAGGACACAAAGGAGGGGUCCAGCUUUGGGCCUCAGUUGGUCUUCUCCACCCUCCCCUUCCUCCCAUCUGGUGCUAGAGCUGCCCGUUCUUAUCUCUGGCGCAAGACCCUCGCCAGUCGCAAGUGGGCAUUGCCUGGAGAUUGGGCCUGGAAGGCCAUGCCCAGGGGCUGCUUUGGGCUGAAACUGGACCGCAUCGGGACCUUCAGUGGUUUGGGGUGUUAGAUUUGGAGGGGCUCUGAGGUGAGAGGGCCAGCACUGAGGGG
Messenger RNA from Lepidothrix coronata (blue-crowned manakin), 795 nucleotides. Its product is annotated as C-type natriuretic peptide 2-like. The coding region runs from base 341 to 754 and encodes 137 amino acids. Gene Ontology annotation, cellular component: extracellular region. The record is from RefSeq and is a predicted model, not a curated record. Lineage: Eukaryota; Metazoa; Chordata; Aves; Passeriformes; Pipridae. The transcript has 2 exons. Gene Ontology annotation, molecular function: hormone receptor binding; hormone activity.